AUGUCGGUCGAUUUCCCUGCAGAGGAGGCUGCGACGCUCAAGCGCUGGCGAGAAAUCGACGCAUUUCAGACCCAACUGCGGCUUUCGCAAGGGAACAAGCCCUACACUUUCUACGAUGGUCCGCCAUUCGCUACCGGUCUCCCUCACUAUGGCCACUUGCUGGCUUCCACGAUCAAAGACAUUAUCCCGAGGUACUGGUCUAUGAAAGGCUACUAUGUCGAGCGAAGAUUUGGCUGGGACACCCACGGCUUGCCAAUUGAGUACGAGAUUGACAAGAAAUUCAGCAUCUCGGGUCCUGCUGCGGUCAAAGAGAUGGGAAUUGCCAAAUACAAUGCCGAGUGCAAAGCUAUUGUCAUGAGAUAUGCGACGAAAUGGAGAGAGACCAUCGACCGGCUAGGGCGGUGGAUCGACUUUGACAACGACUACAAAACCAUGAACGCUACCUUCAUGGAGUCUGUGUGGUGGGUGUUCAAGCAGCUCUAUGAUCAAAACCAGGUAUACCGCAGUUACAGGGUGAUGCCGUUCUCUACUGCUCUCAGCACUCCUCUAAGCCAGCACGAAGCGCAAUCAAAUUACAAAGAAGCCCAAGACCCUGCUGUGGUCAUCGCCUUUCCUCUUGUGGACGACCCUAAAACAAGUCUUCUCGCUUGGACAACCACGCCAUGGACAUUGCCUUCCAAUCUUGCCUUGGCAGUGAACCCCAAGUUUGAGUACAUCAAGUUUGAGGACAAAGAGACCGGGCAGACAUUCAUCAUGCUCGAGAAACUACUGCGGACACUAUACAAAGAUCCGAAGAAGGCCAAGUUUACCAUUCUCGAGAAGAUCAAGGGCACCGACCUGAAAGGACUUCGAUACACGCCGCCUUUCGAUUACUUUCAGGAAGAGUUCAAAGACACAGCCUUCAAGGUCCUACUGGCGGACUAUGUCACAGACGACGAUGGUACGGGUGUGGUCCACCAGGCCCCUGCCUUCGGUGAGGACGAUUUCCAGGUUGGCAUGGCAAACGGCAUUGUUAGUCAUGAGAGGCUGCCACCAAACCCUGUUGACGAGACUGGUCGUUUUACCAAAGAGAUCACGGACUUUGUGGGCCAGCAUGUGAAGGAAGCAGACAAGCACAUUAUCAAGCACCUGAAGGCGAGCGGAAGACUGAUCCGAGAAAGUCAGUUAACCCAUCCUUACCCAUUCUGUUGGCGGUCCGACACACCUCUCAUCUACCGUGCGGUAUCUGGUUGGUUCGUCAACAUUGCCGGCAACAACAAGGUCCCGAGCAUCAUCCCAGACAUGCUCGAUGGCAUCGCCAAAUCACACUGGGUUCCCAAUUUCGUGAAAGAGAAGCGCUUCGCAGAAUGGAUCAAAAAUGCCCGCGACUGGAACAUAUCCAGAAAUCGAUACUGGGGCACACCUAUCCCGCUUUGGGCAAAUGAAGACUACUCGGAAGUCAUCGCCGUGGGAAGCAUUGAAGAGCUGAAGAAGCUAAGCGGUCACAAAGGUGAAAUCACUGACCUCCACCGCGACACCAUCGACGACAUCACUAUCCCGAGCCAAAAGGGCAACGGCGUCCUAAAGCGCGUGGAAGAAGUUUUUGAUUGCUGGUUCGAGUCAGGAAGCAUGCCAUACGCCUCAUCACACUACCCCUUCGAGAACUCAGAACGAUUCGAACAGACCUUCCCAGGCGACUUCAUUGCCGAGGGUCUGGACCAAACUCGGGGUUGGUUCUACACAUUAGUCAUCUUGGGCAUCCACCUGAAAAAGAUGCUCCCUUUCAAAAAUUGCGUGGUGAACGGCAUCGUGCUUGCCGAAGACGGCAAGAAGAUGUCCAAACGUCUCAAGAAUUAUCCGGACCCUACCACAGUCAUUGACAAAUAUGGUGCAGACGCUCUUCGUCUCUACAUGAUCAACUCACCCGUGGUGCGGGCUGAGCCCUUGAGAUUCAAAGAAGCCGGUGUCAAAGAGAUCGUCGCCAAAGUGCUUCUACCCUUCUGGAAUAGCUACAAAUUCUUCGAGGGCCAAGUUGAGCUCUUGAAGAAAGUAGAGGGCAUCGAGUACGUCUUCGACCCCAAGGCCGAAUCGACAAAUACAAACGUCAUGGACAAAUGGAUCCUGGCCAAAACCCAAAGUCUCCUCAAGUACAUUAACGAGGAGAUGGCGGCGUAUCGUCUCUACACAGUCGUUCCAGGCUUGCUAGAUUUGAUCGACGAAACCACCAACUGGUACAUCCGAUUCAACCGCAAGCGUCUGAAGGGCGAAUUAGGCGUGGACGACACUCUUCAUGCUCUCAACACGCUUUUCGACGUCUUGUUCACCCUGGUGCGCGGAUUGGCACCGUUCACACCUUUCAUCGCCGACCUCAUUUAUUCCAAACUCCUUCCCUUUAUUCCCAAAUCCAUGCACAGUGAAGACAUGCGAAGUGUACAUUUCCUUGCCUUCCCAGAAGUUCGAGAAGAACUGUUCAAUCCAGACGUUGAGAGACGGGUUGGCCGCAUGCAGAAAGUCAUCGAACUUGCUCGACAAUCGAGAGAACGAAGGGCAAUGGGCUUGAAGACGCCCCUGAAGACUCUGCAAUAUCUUGACGAUGUCAGGUCGCUGGAAGGCUACAUCGCGGAAGAACUCAACGUACGAGAUCUGGUGUUGUCGUCAGACGAGGAGAAAUACAACGUCCAAUACAGUGUUACGGCGGACUGGCCUGUUCUAGGCAAGAAACUGAAGAAGGAUGUGCAGAAGGUGAAGAAAGCUCUGCCAGAAGUCACGAGCAUGCAGUGCAAGGACUAUCUGUCGACGGGCAAGCUGAGUGUCGCUGGCAUCGAACUCGUGGGGGGUGAUCUGGUGGUAAGACGAGCAUUGAAGGAAGACGAGGCCUCCAAGGACCAGGAGACGAACACGGACAAUGAUGUUCUCACCAUCUUGGACGUUGCAUCGUACCCAGAACUAGCGCAGGAAGGUUUAGCACGUGAAAUCAUCAACAGAGUACAACAACUUCGAAAAAAAGCGAAUCUCAAGCCGACUGAUGAUGUCAAGAUGGAGUACAAAGUGCAAGAAGAUCCAGAAAAGCUUGGCCUGGAACAGGUCUUUGAGCAGCAGAGUUCUUAUAUUGAGAAAGCGCUCAGACGGCCUGUGGACAAGCAUGUUGUCACGGAGGUGGAAGGACCGAUUGUGAACGGCGUCAAAGGAGACAGCUUGAUCGUUGAGGAAGUGCAGGAGGUUCAGAAAGCCACUUUCUUAUUGAGGCUAUUGAAGCUCUGAAGGACCAGAGAAGUGUACUGGUACUACUGAUCGAACGAUGAGAAAUAGUAUGAUUAUGUGACCAGAAUUGAGUUAUGAGUGCAUGGGUUCAUGGCUCGAUUCUUGCAAGAGUCAAGAUUCUAAGACUUCUUCGCAUGUUUCUACGAAACCAAGUCAGCUCUAUCUUCUGAACAUUGAAGAAAUGUCGUGAACAAGCCUCCUUACCAGGUAACAAUCCUUCAGCCUCAUAAAUUCCUUUGCGCACAUAUCUUGGUACGUCGAUUGGUAGUCUGCUAGUACGCAUUUCCCAUAGGCAGAGGCCUGACCACGUAUGGAUUAGCCAUCUCUCGUAUAGACAGGCGUAACGCCUCCAGACACACUUGAACGUACCUCGACGGAGCAUUUUGCCGCUGCUUCUGCGAAUUUCUCGAUUGGCCGCACACGGCCUGACAUUGUAGGCAUAUUCGAGGAAACCAAAUUGUCUCGGACAAAGGGGCGGGACAGUCCCG
This is a messenger RNA of Exophiala viscosa, 3728 nucleotides long. Its product is annotated as isoleucyl-tRNA synthetase. NCBI's taxonomy places the organism in Eukaryota, Fungi, Ascomycota, Eurotiomycetes, Chaetothyriales, Herpotrichiellaceae. Bases 1 to 3240 code for a protein of 1079 amino acids. The record is from RefSeq and is a predicted model, not a curated record. Gene Ontology annotation, molecular function: ATP binding; tRNA binding; aminoacyl-tRNA deacylase activity. Gene Ontology annotation, biological process: isoleucyl-tRNA aminoacylation. The transcript is spliced from 2 exons.